Molecule: messenger RNA, 881 nt
Organism: Bombyx mori (domestic silkworm)
Lineage: Eukaryota; Metazoa; Arthropoda; Insecta; Lepidoptera; Bombycidae
Gene: Llp1
Product: lysozyme-like protein 1
Exons: 5
Coding region: 351-782 (143 amino acids)
Molecular function (GO): lysozyme activity
Source: RefSeq, a predicted model, not a curated record
UUCUUCUCUAUAUUAUCUAUAAGUGUGGGAAAUUUCAUACUUCACCGUCCACGCAAUUUUCGUAAAAAGGGAUACAAAGUUUUUGCUUCACGUAUUAGUUCUUUGAAACAUUUCGAAUGUUUUACAGUUUUAGCGGAAAAUCGUCGGCUGAAUCUUAAACUGAAAUAGCCUCUCAAGGCAAUAGCCAAAGCCUCUCAAGCAUAGGUAGCAAAAAAUAAAUUGAAUGUUCUGGAACAAUGUAGACAUAGACGAAACGAAUUAAAAAUGUGGUAUAGACGAUAAACACAGUGCUAUCACUCAAAGCGAAGCGAGAAACGGAUCACCUCAAGAAAGGGAAGAAGUGGAUUUUGAUGGUCCAAUCACCACAUCUCGGUCUACUGUUUCUGGCCGUGACCCUAGUCCACAGCUCCGAAGGGCACGCGAAGGUCUUCACGAGAUGCCAACUAUCCAGAGAGCUUUUAAGAUACAACUUUCCAAGAGCUUUGAUCCCGACUUGGGUAUGCCUCAUAGAGCAUAUGAGCAGCAGAACAACCGAGAAGAUUACGAACCACAACAACUCCUACUCUAGCUACGGAUUGUUCCAGAUUAACAACAAAGAUUGGUGCAAGAAAGGCAGGAAGGGCGGAAAUUGCAACAUGAAAUGUGAAGAUCUCCUGAACGAAGACCUGGCGGAUGACGUUAGAUGCGCAAAACGGGUAUACGAUAGAAUCGGAUUCAAGGCCUGGCCGUCUUCUUACUCCUACUGCAAACAGAAGAACCUACCAGACAUCUCCAGAUGCUGAACGCCUCUACCAAAGAUACCAUCCAAUUAAUUGUGUUCUCUUUUUUUAUAUAUACGUCGCACGCUGUAGUUGUUCGGUAAUAAAUGUUUUUUCUCAAUA